Molecule: messenger RNA, 901 nt
Organism: Bolinopsis microptera
Lineage: Eukaryota; Metazoa; Ctenophora; Tentaculata; Lobata; Bolinopsidae
Product: ectin-like
Exons: 8
Coding region: 89-901 (270 amino acids)
Source: RefSeq, a predicted model, not a curated record
CGUGGGGAAUAUCCUGGAACAUACAUCCUGUGAUGAUCAAUGCUGUGAAUCAGUAAACGGGAACUGGACAAGUUGGGGAUCUUGGAGCAUGUGUGUCUGCGAUUACAACGGUGGUACUGGAUCUCAUAUGAGAACCAGAUCCUGUACAGAUCCUGUCCCUUCCUGUUAUGGAUCGGACUGUGAGGGUAAUAUGGUGGAGCAUGGAAAGUGUGAUGAUCAGUGCUGUACUCUAGUGAACGGGAACUGGAACAGUUGGGGUAACUGGAGCACAUGUAUUUGUGAUUACAAUGCUGGUACUGGAUCUCAGAUGAGAACCAGAUCCUGUACAGAUCCUGCCCCUUCCUGUCAUGGAGCAGAUUGCGAAGGAGAUAUGAUUGAACACGGCAAAUGUAACGAUCAAUGCUGCACGUCACUGAACGGAGGGUGGAGUAAGUGGGCUGACUGGGGACCUUGUAUUUGCGAAAGUAACUCAACUAGUACUAAAGGGGUUAUCAGGAGGGAUCGGUAUUGUACUAACCCUCAACCCUCCUGUCGCGGCAAGUACGUACGUAAUAUAGUGCCUGUUAUGGGCAGUUAUAUUGAGGCCGAGAAAUCUGAGUCACUGCAGUUAGACACCUUCUCAAGUACAAACCUGCCGCUAAUUAUUUGUGGUGUGGCUGCGAUAGCGGGAAUAGUCCUAGCUGGCAUGGCUAUUGUUGCAGUUAUAUUUCUGGUCAAACGAAAAAGACGAAAGCAAUCAGUUACUUUAGAUACAGUAACUCCUCUGGAGGCAGCCCAGUCCACUCCACCACCAGCAGUGUUCUCUCCAGUCCCACCACCAGAGACGUGCCAAACCUCCCCAUCUUCAGCACAUCGGUUUGAUGCCAUCGAAAAUGACUACAUGGACUUCACAGAACUUUGA